This is a messenger RNA of Lactuca saligna, 929 nucleotides long. Lineage: Eukaryota; Viridiplantae; Streptophyta; Magnoliopsida; Asterales; Asteraceae. The record is from the annotation of a GenBank genome assembly.
AUGCAGCCUCGACGCCUUCAAUCACCCAACGACAUAGGGGGGUUGCUUAUUGGUGCUGUUGUGAACAUGAGACCUGAUUUAUUUAAGGCUACUGUAGCUGGAGUACCAUUUGUAGAUGUUGUGACUACAAUGCUUGGUCCAACUAUUCCUCUUACAAUUGCAGAAUGGGAGGAAUGGGGUGAUCCUCGGAAAGAAGAGUUCUACUUUUACAUGAAAUCAUAUUCACCAGUUGAUAAUGUGAAUGCUCUGUUAUCUUAUUUAGAGAUCGAUAAUCAUGAGGGGUUGGUUAGGGAGCACAUGCCUGGUAGAUACGUAGAGCUGGAACAGUAUUGGGGGGAGUCGCAAGUCAUGGGGCAUGGGCCCCGUGCAGAUGGUUGGGCUGAUGAAUUUUCCCAAGAACACGGUGGGGACCCGAAUGCUUGGGCUUUAUCCUUUGAGCAACAACAUGGAGCAAACGCAGAUGAUGUCUGUGGUCCGAAUGGCAGGUCUUCAACCUUCACAAACAAUGAUUGGACACUUACUAGAAAUGGAGAGUCAACUGGUAGGGAAAUUGUUAAUUUUUCAAAGUAAAACAAAGGGUUGAUUGAACGAGAGAAAAGAAAACACCAACACUCAACGGAUAAUAAGAAUAAAAAAGAUAAAGAUAUGAGGAAAAAAAGUCUUUGUUUGGCAGCUUGGAAAAACUUUGUAGCACCUGAUCGUCCAUGCCACUCUUGUUACAGGACAUGAGUAUCGGCACAUCAUGGAACAUUUAGGGUAGUUGUUGCUUUUCCUCUUGGUGAUCCAUCAAUGAAGUGGCCAACAUCAUGUAAUAACAUUUUAGGGGAAGAUGUAGGUAUAUGUUUUUUUAAUGAAUAAUGUAAUCAUAUGUAUGAAUAUGAAAUACAGUUUGUUAUUUGUAUGAUAAUAAAUUUUAUGCAAUGGAUUUU